UAUGUUAUUUGACUUUAUAGUUUUAUUACAACAAGACAGUUUGAUCAAUGCUAAAACGUAUCUUGUUUCAAGGUAGAGUGAUUAAUUUGUGCUUUUUAUAUUAGUUGCAUUUUUAUAUGUAACAAAAUCGAUUUAUGAUUUUUUUCCAGGUUGUGUUACAACAUCAAAAUGAACAGUCAAAUAAAUGAUGUAAUGGGACUUUGCAGUAAGAUAUCAGAACACAGGAAGAUAAAAGUAGCAAUAGAGAACUCUAUGAAAGGAGCUGCAACAGCCGGAGGAGGGGCUCUAGUAGGGGCAGUGGUUGGAGGUCCACCUGGUAUAUUUGUUGGUGCGACAGUAGGAGGAGCACUGGGAUGGUGGAUGACCAGCGGUAAAUUCCAACCUCUUCAUCAGAUCAUAAUGGAGCUGCCUCCUGAACAAAAGCAAAAACUUUACUCUGAUGUCAUGGCAGUACUGGGCAAUCUGAACUGGGACGACAUUGCUCAAUUAAUUUCUCUUGUAAUGGGAAAUUCCUCUAUGCAUAUGCGUGUACUUAGUACUAUACUUACGUAUGCCACAAAAGAGCUCGGAGCAAAAGUAGAAUAUGGAGAUUGAGAUACAACCUGUUUUAUUUAGGUUAAGUGUGACUGUCUAUUUCUGAUUUUUCUUUACCAUACAAUCAAACAAUCAAAGACAAAAUUAGACUAAAUUUAUUGGUCCUUAGUAAUUAAAAAAUGCUGUCAGUCCCGAAACUUAAUGUAAUUGCAGCUGUUGUUGCAAGAAUAUUCAUUUCAAGAACACUCAACAGUACUUCUAAAUCUUCUGUUAAAUUGGCAAAGAACAAUGAAAAGUUGAAGUAAGCAUUGUGUAAAUUUAAAUUAAAUCAAAUACGUAUAGCUAAACAUCCUAAAUUCUAAAUAAAUUACCACAAUCAACCAUUUAAUCCUAGUAAACAGAUUCAAUUAAAAAAUAAAUGAUCUUUUUACACGCAUGAAGGUUUAGCAUAGUUUAGUUAGUUUAUUAGGGCAGUUCUGCAGAAUGAAGAUACAACAUAUUACACAAAUAUCACAUAAAGACAAGCGAUUAAAAAUCAAGAUAAUUAAAAAUGACAUUUUCCUAUUAAUUAAGUUGAGCAAAGUUAAAGCACGAAUGAGAAUUUUUAUUUAUUUAAUUACAAUUCUAUUACUCUAUUUCAUACAAAAUAUUGUAGACCUAGUUAUUACUUGUAUUUUAUUUAUAUAGUUUUUAAAUAAAUAUUUGUAUUACAUAGAAGGAAUGUCUAAUAUUUUUAAUGUUAUGUAUGAGUAUUUAUGGGCAAUAUUAAUAUGCAUGCUUUAAUGUAGGCUACAAUUUGAUUUCCAGGCCAAAAAUGUUAGAUUUUACCACCUAAGCCAAAAAUGUUUUAUCCAAUUGUAACCAACUACGUUUAAAAUAUUAGAUCCAACACAUUUAUAAUCUGUAAAUUAUGAUUUAUACUCUGACUGAAAUGCUUGUACCAUUCAAAUAAGUUUCUAUGAGGUUUGGCCUUUUGUCUCUGUGUUUUUGUGUCCCUGUUCAUUUAUUAUCUUACUUGAGGUGGUGCCUUGGGAGGGGCCCUCUGAGCUUAAAUAACAAGUGGCUAAUUCAGGCCUAUUUCUGACUCUACUGCUCUGAUAUGAAGGCAGCAUUAGGCACGCUGAAAUGCAAUAUGUAUAUUGGCCGCUAGAGGGCGAAACGCUCUCAAUUUAUUCUAAUCCAAGCAGUAGUUUUACAUUUGUGGGUUUUAUGAUUUAUUUCUGUUGCUGUCAUUUCAUUUUAAUCACUUAUGGUUAUAGAUAAUAUCUGUUGGUUAAAAAAUAAAGAUCUUCUCAUGUCAAAAACAGUAGUCGGUGCUUAACAGUAUAGCUGAUCACAAUAAUGUUUACCACUUACAUUCUGCCAGUUUACACCGUCUAAUAAAAUAUGUUUCUCUUACCGCUUAAGAGGCUUUGUAAGCAACACUGUUUUAUGUAGACAUGUGUUUGUAUGACUAUAAUAUAUAAAUGCAUACUGUUUUCAUUUGCGUAAUAAUGUCACUUU
Messenger RNA from Misgurnus anguillicaudatus (oriental weatherfish), 2037 nucleotides. RefSeq names its product protein C19orf12 homolog. The record is from RefSeq and is a predicted model, not a curated record. NCBI's taxonomy places the organism in Eukaryota, Metazoa, Chordata, Actinopteri, Cypriniformes, Cobitidae.